Monascus purpureus is the source of this 888-nucleotide messenger RNA. The record is from the annotation of a GenBank genome assembly. NCBI's taxonomy places the organism in Eukaryota, Fungi, Ascomycota, Eurotiomycetes, Eurotiales, Aspergillaceae.
AUGAUGUGCAGCUUGUCCCCAUUACAGUUGUUUACGCGCACUCAUUGGAUCCACGGGCUUUACCCAUGCGUCAUCAAGAGGUUAUCCUCAUCGAAACGAUGGCAAGCUCGUCAAUUAAACGACCGAUUCUCCCGGGAGGCAGCUGUACAAGGCCUAAAGAGCAGAGCAGCCUUCAAGUUGCUGCAGAUAGAUGAGAAGCACCAUAUCUUCAGAAGUGGCCAAACAGUCGUCGAUCUGGGAUAUGCUCCAGGCUCGUGGUCUCAGGUUGCAGUGACCCGCACGCAGCCCGGUGGACGAGUUCUUGGUGUUGACAUAAUUCCGGCACAACCCCCGAAAGGCGUGUCUACCAUACAGGGCAACUUUCUGUCACCGGAGAUUCAGAAAUAUGUUCGAGAAUUUCUCCGAGACCCAAAGAGGGGAAGGCCACUUUUCCAGAAGACAUCGUCUGUUCUCGACACGCGGGACGUCGACACGCGGGACAUGAUGAGGCGGCAGUAUUUACACAGGAUUAAUAAUUUAGCAACGAAAGAUGGUUCUGAGCCAGCUCAUUUAGGCGAUCCAGAGUUGGAGAGGACGGUGGAUGUGGUUUUGAGCGAUAUGAUGAUGAACACGAGCGGUUUAAGUUUUAAGGACCAUAUCGGAAGCAUGGACCUCUGCCGCACUGCAUUAAAAUUCGGGUUUGACACCCUGAAGGAAAAUGGUCAUUUUGUUUGCAAGUUCUAUCAGGGUGUGGAGGAUAAGAAAUUCGAGAAACAGCUCAAUGAACUGUUUCAAAAGGUCCAUCGACUGAAACCGGAAUCAUCUCGCAGUGAAUCGAAGGAAGCUUACUUUGUCGGCCUCAGGCGAAAGCGAAACGUGCCUGAAAGUACUGUAUUUGCUCACCUGUGA